GAACCCGCCUCCCAGACCCGGGUGAGGCUGCUGCGGACUGCCCUUUCCCAAGAUGGCAUCGAAGAUAGGUUCGAGACGAUGGAUGCUGCAGCUGAUCAUGCAGUUGGGUUCGGUGCUGCUUACACGCUGCCCCUUUUGGGGCUGCUUUAGUCAGCUCAUGCUGUACGCUGAAAGGGCCGAGGCGCGCCGGAAGCCGGACAUCCCAGUGCCCUACCUGUACUUCGACAUGGGGGCAGCCGUGCUAUGUGCUAGCUUCAUGUCCUUCGGAGUGAAGCGGCGCUGGUUCGCGCUGGGGGCAGCACUCCAGCUGGCUAUUAGCACCUACGCCGCCUACAUCGGAGGCUACGUCCACUACGGGGACUGGCUGAAGGUUCGUAUGUACUCACGUACAGUUGCCAUUAUCGGUGGCUUUCUGGUGCUAGCCAGCGGUGCUGGGGAGCUAUACCGUCGGAAACCCCGCAGCCGCUCUCUUCAGUCUACCGGCCAGGUGUUCCUGGGCAUCUACCUCAUCUGCGUGGCCUAUUCACUGCAGCACAGCAAGGAAGACCGACUGGCAUAUCUGAACCAUCUCCCAGGAGGGGAGCUGAUGAUCCAGCUGUUCUUCGUACUGUACGGCAUCCUGGCCCUGGCCUUCUUGUCAGGUUACUACGUGACUCUGGCUGCUCAGAUCCUGGCUGUCCUGCUGCCCCCAGUCAUGCUGCUCAUUGAUGGCAACAUUGCCUACUGGCACAACAUGCGACGUGUAGAGUUCUGGAACCAGAUGAAACUGCUCGGCGAGAGUGUGGGCAUCUUCGGGGCUGCUGUCAUUCUGGCCACUGAUGGCUGAGUUUGAUAGCAAGAGGCUGAGAUGGGCACAGGGAGCUACUGCUUCGCUGGCCCUGUUGCUGUUUAUUUAUGCUUCUUGGUCUGUUUGAUUCUUUGGCUCCCCCCCCCAUUUUUUUUUUUUUUUGCAUAGUUAAGAGACAGGUCUCUUUCGGUUCCUGGCUUGUCCUUGGGAAGGUGGGAUCCCUGAACUUAAUGCCUCACGGGUUUGUUUGUUUUUUUUUUUCCUGUUUGUUGAGAGGAGAGCUGAGGCCAGCUGCUUCCUGGGUCCCCAGGAAGGGGAGAAUUUUUGAGAAGGGAGUGAGGCAGGGUGCAGCUGCUGAGAGUGAGUGACAGAGGAAGGAAGAUGGAGACUGGGAAGUACAUGAAUGGGAAACUUUUCCUUUUGAACCUGGCAGAUGCAGCUGAGCUCUGUGGUGCUUUUUGGACUGUUGACACAUAUGGCUCAGGUCCUGGAGGAACAGAAGAGUUGGCAGUACAGAAGUCACACAGUUCUUAGAGCGUGCUGGGGGCAGAAACAGUACCAGCUCUCUGUCAUGUACCUUGAGAACCUCUGGGAUAUGUAGGGGUGGAGCAGGCAGCAGCCAGCUUCCCAUCUCUGCUGUCUGUUUCCAGCUGUAUGGUUGGCCUGGUGGGAGUAGAGUGCCCUCCCAAACACCAGACCACACAGUCCUCCAAAAAUAAACACUUUAUAUAGA
Ictidomys tridecemlineatus (thirteen-lined ground squirrel) is the source of this 1520-nucleotide messenger RNA. RefSeq names its product transmembrane protein 101 (gene Tmem101). NCBI's taxonomy places the organism in Eukaryota, Metazoa, Chordata, Mammalia, Rodentia, Sciuridae. Gene Ontology annotation, biological process: positive regulation of canonical NF-kappaB signal transduction. The record is from RefSeq and is a predicted model, not a curated record.